This is a messenger RNA of Cololabis saira (Pacific saury), 3946 nucleotides long. It is a transcript of the gene fer, whose product is annotated as fer (fps/fes related) tyrosine kinase. Gene Ontology annotation, molecular function: non-membrane spanning protein tyrosine kinase activity; ATP binding. Bases 194 to 2674 code for a protein of 826 amino acids. Gene Ontology annotation, biological process: chemotaxis; regulation of mast cell degranulation; Fc-epsilon receptor signaling pathway. The record is from RefSeq and is a predicted model, not a curated record. NCBI's taxonomy places the organism in Eukaryota, Metazoa, Chordata, Actinopteri, Beloniformes, Belonidae. The transcript has 20 exons.
CCCCUCCCUGAAGCCGCGGGCCCGCAGCCUGGACGACGGCAGCAGGAAAACACCGGGACGGGGAGGACAUGAGUCCGCGGACGGACAUGAGAGGACCGCGGUGACCGGAUAGAGAGCGAGUCUGCAGCAGCGUCUAGAGGACCAUGCAAUCAUCCCUCUCUUGGCCACACUGAUAGAAAAAGACUGAUCCAGGAUGGGUUUCGGUCGGGAUCUGAGAAACUCCCAUGAAGGAUUACUGAAGCUGCAGGACUGGGAGUUAAAGCUGCUGGAGACAGUGAAGCGCUUCAUGACACUGCGGGUCAAAAGUGAUAAAGAGUACGCUGCCCUGCUGCUCAGCAUGACGCAGCAGACGGAGAAACAGGAAAGUGCUGAUUACAUCAGCACUGUUAGCAAGUCAUGGUCACAAGUAGUCCGGCAUACUGAGGCAUUGGGGCGGGUCAUGAGGAGUCAUGCAGAUGACCUGAACUCUGGUCCCCUGCACCGCCUGGCCACGCUGAUCCGAGACAAGCAGCAGGUGAAGAAGAGCUACCAGAGUCUUCAUCUGCAGCUGGAGAGCUACAACUACAAGGUGACCAGAACAGACCUUGAAAAACUGAAAGUGACGUAUCGUCAGCUGAGCCGUGACGCCAACAACGCCAAAGAGAAAUACCGAGAGGCUCUGGCCAAAGGCCGGGAGGCAGAUCGAGCCCGCGAGCGCUACGACAAAUCGAUGACGAAGCUCCAUAAUCUUCACAAUCAAUAUGUUCUGGCUGUUUGUGGUGCUCAAACGCAGCAGGAGGAGCAUCGCCACCAUGCCGCGCCGGGACUGCUGGACUCGCUGCAAAGGAUGCAGGAGGAUAUGACUCUGGCACUUAAAAGUAUUCUGGAGGAGUACUGUGAGAUCAGCAGUCUUCUGACGGAGGAGAUUGUGAAGGUCCAUCAGGAGAUCUCGGCUGCCAUCAAGCAGAUCGAUCCCCUCGCCGAGUACCAGCACUUCAUUGAUGCUUACAGGUCUCCGGAGACACCGGAGGCGAGCAUUGAGUUUGACGUAUCUCUACUGGAGGAGACUGACAGUAUUCCGGCCAAUGAGAUCCUGUGGAACACGCUGACGGCUGACAGCCUGCAGGCCACGUUGUCAUCAACGACGGAGGACCUGGCUCUAACUCAGCAGAAUCUGCGGACGAAAGAAGCACUUGCCAACGACCUUGAUGCCAAAAUCCAGACGAGUCAGCAGAGCACUGAGAGGAAGAGCGACUGUGUCCUGCUGCUCAGUCAGAAACUCUCUCUUCUUGAACUUCGCCAAACCGUCCAAUCACUGCGCAGCUCCGAGGCACGCCUCGCCUCUCAGAAAUCCCUGUUGGACACCAAGAUGGCUGCGGCAGUUGCCUCCCCUCCGCCACCGCCGGCCCCCCCUGCGCUGCAGUAUGAGGAUGACACCCGCUCUGUCGGAUCCACUGACAAAGUGAAGGAGAAGAGCUCUCGCUUUGAUACCCUCCGUCAGUCUUUGGCUGGGAUGAUCCGACCUACUAAAGCCAUGCUGGGCUCCUCCUCCUCACAGUUUUUUGAUGUGAUCCCCACAUCGGAGCGUCCCCUGGCAGAGCAAGAAUGGUACCAUGGAGCCAUCCCUCGCACUGAGGCUCAGGAGUUACUACGGCAACAGGGAGACUUCCUGGUCAGAGAGAGUCAUGGGAAACCUGGGGAGUACGUCCUGUCUGUGUUUUCUGAUGAUCAGAGAAGACACUUCAUCAUUCAGUACGCCGACAGUCAGUACCGUUUUGAAGGCACGGGUUUCUCCACCAUCCCCCAGCUAAUCGAGCACCACUUCUCUACCAAACAAGUCAUCACCAAGAAGUCUGGAGUGGUGUUGCUCAACCCUGUCGUCAAGGACAAGAAGUGGAUCUUGAACCACGAGGACGUGGCGCUGGGAGAGCUGCUGGGAAAGGGUAACUUUGGGGAGGUUUUCAAAGGAACGCUGCAGCGUGACAAAAUGGCCGUCGCUGUCAAAACUUGUAAAGAAGAUUUGCCUCCAGAGCUGAAGAUCCGCUUCUUGUCUGAGGCCAGGAUCCUGAAGCAGUAUGACCAUCCCAACAUUGUGAAGCUGAUCGGCGUUUGUACGCAGCGACAGCCCAUCUAUAUCGUCAUGGAGCUAGUUCCUGGGGGAGACUUCCUAUCAUUCCUGAGGAAGAAGAAGGAUGAGCUGAAGACGAAGCAGCUGGUUCGCUUCUCGGUCGACGCUGCUGCUGGCAUGGCCUAUCUGGAGAGUAAAAACUGCAUUCACAGGGACCUGGCGGCGAGGAACUGUCUGGUUGGAGACGGCAGUGUGUUGAAGAUCAGUGACUUUGGGAUGAGUCGUCAGGAAGAUGAUGGCGUCUAUUCUUCAUCUGGACUCAAACAGAUUCCUAUUAAAUGGACCGCACCUGAGGCCCUAAACUAUGGUCGUUACACCUCAGAAAGUGAUGUGUGGAGUUAUGGGAUCCUGCUGUGGGAAACAUUCAGUCUGGGCGUGUGUCCUUAUCCAGGAAUGACCAACCAGCAGGCCCGAGAACAGGUGGAGAAAGGUUACAGGAUGGCGUGCCCUCAGCGUUGCCCUGACGACGUGUACCAGGUGAUGCAGCGCUGCUGGCAGUACAACCCAGAGGACCGGCCCAGGUUCUCAGAGCUGCAGCGAGACCUCGCCGCCAUCAAGAAGAAGUGACGACAGCUGCCACGCCCUCACAGCUUCACUUCCUGUUUGUCCGUGCACGGAGUGGGCGUGGCCUCAGUCCACAGACUGUAAAAUGCUGCAUUGCAUUGUGGGACACGAUGGAGGGGAGCUGAUGUUUCUAUGACACCCGUAGCUUUAAGGACACAACUUCCUGUUGGGUCCUCAUGUCUAAACCGGUGACCGUUUCUCACCUGGAACACGUCAGAGGUCGUUAUGAACGUGAGAUCUGGGCAGUCGGUCAGAGUCUGGCUUUACAACCGUAUUUAAGUCUGAUGCACAGCUCCCCCUGAGAUUCUCCAACCACGUACAAACCAGCGCAUCAGACCACUCUGGACGACCAGCAAACGUUCAACAAACGUCCAUCGGUGUCACCUGACUCGAACACAGACGUCGUCUCUGAAACUACUGCUGCCGCAGGUGACCAGCAGGGGGCGACCUCAACUAUUAAUGGCAUCAUGGCUCCUCCCACAGCUAACGUUUACCUUCCUUUUCAAAGAUAAGCUUCCUUACUGCUUACACGUUCCUUAUGCCGAACACACUGACAAGAGAAAGAGCAAACAAACCAUUCAAAUAAAGUAAAACACUAAACAAAUGCUAAAGUAAAAAAAAAGCAAAACACUAAAGUAAACCAAUGUUAAAGUAAACAUUAAAGUAAUCAAACUGUAAAAAUGUUUGAAGCUGCUAAAAACAGUUUUAUAUUUGUUUUUUCUUCGUUUACUCAGUUUUAUUUAUUGUUAAAAAAAAAUCUGUGAAUCCUCACAAAAAUCUUUUUUCAUUAAGAUGACAUUAAGCCCCUCCCCCCCGCACUGUAGCCAUGGUAACAUAGGGAUGUUUCCCCCGAGGACCAAUCAGCCCUCAGGAAAUUUUAUUUUGUUUGAUUAACUUUUAUUUAUUGUUUUAAUUCACUUUCAUUUUUGCAUUCAUAUUUUCUCCUCAGGCCACGCCCACUCCAUUUUCAACUACUGGGAGAUUUUCUGAGAUUUCCUCCAGACUUUUCUUAAAUGUAAAUAAGACUUGUUGUCAUGGUAACUGAACCAGUUAUAUUUCAUGUACAUUAUUUACAAGUGACAGCAGUUAUUCCUGAUUGGUCAGUUCAUUUCCUAGACUGUGAGGGCGGAGCUUGGUGAUGUUAAAGCUCAUGGCGCCACCUACUGUCUGUUUGUGUAAAUGAACUUGUUUUUUUCACACUAACCGUCUUUUAUAUUGUAAAACUUGAUAUAAGAAUAUUAUCAUUUAUUACCAAAAUAAAUCAUAUGAACACAU